AUGGGAGUCAGUGACGACACGUCUGACAUUUCAGAAGGCGGUACCAAGUCUGUUCCAGAAUCCACAGGGGGUCUCAUCACUUCUCUGCAGCCUCUAAGAAUCCAUGGCAGCCUGUCUGAACCACCUCGAACCCCCACACUGCGGGAGUGUGAGGUCAUUAUACGGCAGCUGUAUAAUGCCAACAGUCUUCAGUCUCAGGAACUUGUACGCAUCAAGGAAGUCCUCAGGGACAUUGUGUUCAACCGGAAAAUCACCCCAGAGAACUACAUUUUGGCCAAAGCUUAUCUCGCUGAUGAGAAAAGAACUGAGGAGCCAGAGAUGUUUCCAAAACUUCCUUUUCAAUCCCUGCCUAAAGGACUGGCAGUGUGUCAGGCCAACAUGGCAGAGAGAGUGAUCCUUCCCUCACUCAAACAGAGCCUCAGCAGGAGAACUCGAGCUGUGCAAAGGAGCUGCUUAUGGAGGAAAAUACCAUAA
Molecule: messenger RNA, 474 nt
Organism: Tachysurus vachellii
Lineage: Eukaryota; Metazoa; Chordata; Actinopteri; Siluriformes; Bagridae
Gene: ccdc74a
Exons: 4
Coding region: 1-474 (157 amino acids)
Source: RefSeq, a predicted model, not a curated record